AGAAGAAGAAGAAGAACGUUCUCUUCCGGGUGGGUUCACAUGUGGGCAGCGAAUUCACGCUUCACGAAAGAUUAUAGCGUGGUGUAGUUUUUGUCUCGUUUAUUCCAAAUGUUCUCAUAUUGCUUUUUAGAUAUAUAGCCAGUGUAUGUUUGUGCAUCUGAUAAGUUAUUCGUCAACAGGCAGGCCGAAGUGUUGAUGUUUUUUUUAUUUAUUUAUUAUUAUUUUUUUUUAUAACCUUCAAGACUUCUUUCCAAAUGCUCACCCACGCCUCGCUUAGGAUCCCAAAAUAGACAUUUUUUUUUUCAGUCCCAAGUUUCCUGCACACUCCCGGUUGACAGAAUGGAUGGGAAGGUUAAAGAACAAAAGAAACAUCAGCACAAGCACAGUGGACCGAAGGCAGAGAAAAAGAAUUUGAGGAAGCGGGGAAACUCAACAGAGAAGGAUGAACGCAAACGUAACCCAAAAGCCUUUGCAGUGCAGUCAGCUGUACGCAUGGCCAAGACUUUCCACAGGGCACAGGAUCUAAAGACCAAAAAACACCACGUCCCCCUUGUUGAUCGGACACCUCUGGAGCCUCCUCCAGUAGUGGUUGUUGUAGUUGGACCCCCCAAAGUGGGGAAAAGCACCCUAAUUCGUUGCCUAAUCAAAAACUUCACACGGCAGAAGCUUGGAGACAUAUGUGGCCCUGUAACCAUCGUCUCAGGCAAGAAGCGCCGUCUCACUUUCAUGGAGUGUAACAAUGACAUAAAUACAAUGAUCGACCUUGCAAAAGUAGCCGACCUGGUUCUAAUGUUGAUCGAUGCCAGCUUUGGCUUUGAAAUGGAAACGUUUGAAUUCCUGAACAUAUGCCAAGUGCAUGGUUUUCCUCGUAUCAUGGGUGUGCUCACUCACCUAGAUUCCUUUAAGAACAACAAGACACUAAGAAAGACCAAGAAAAACCUAAAACAUCGCUUCUGGACGGAGGUCUACCAGGGUGCCAAGCUCUUUUAUCUGUCUGGUAUGGUGUACGGGGAGUAUCAAACACAGGAAGUGAAGAACCUUGGCCGCUUCAUCUCUGUCAUGAAAUUUCGUCCCCUCGUUUGGCAGACAUCCCACCCUUAUGUGCUGAUUGACCGCAUGGAGGAUUUGACCGACCCGGAAAAGGUCAGAACUGACCUGAAAUGUGAUCGGAAAGUGUCACUUUAUGGCUACCUUCGAGGCACAUAUUUGAAAAACAAAAGCCAUGUCCAUAUUCCGGGUGUUGGAGACUUCCAGGUUGCCGAUGUGAACUUUCUGCCUGACCCAUGUCCACUUCCAGGUGCUCAGAAGAAAAGGGCACUGAAUGAGAGAGAGCGGCUACUCUAUGCACCCAUGGCUGGAGUUGGUGGAGUGGUGUAUGACAAAGAUGCUGUGUACAUCGACCUUCCUGCGCGCCAUGUUUAUCAAGAGCACGAGGAGAUAAGACCCACUACGGAGCUUGUCCAGUCUCUUAUUGACACACACGUGACUCUGGAUGCCAAGAUGGCUGCCAGCAAGGUGACGGUUUUCAGCGGCUCUGCGACUGUGGACUCCACAGACGUGAAAGCACAGAGCAGAGAAAACGAGGGCCAGAUGGAGCAGUGUAUCUGGGAUCCUGUGUGCAACAGAGAGAGGAGAAAGGUGAUCUUCACUGAAGAGGAGGAGGAUGACAAACGUGACGUCAGUGACUCCAGUGAGAACGAAGACAGUGAAAACGAAGACAGUGACAAUGAAGGUGAUCACAAGGAGCAGGAUUGUGCACACAAAAAGUUCUCCGGUUUUGUGAGAGAGAAAAGUGAUAAAUGUACAAGUGACGAAGGUGGCCCAACAGUGAAGAAACAGAAGCUGGAGGAGAAAAUGGAUUUUCAAGAAGCGGUGGCCGAGUUGCCUAUUUUCGCCGACAGUGAGGACGACCUCGAGAUGAGUGGGAGCGAAGGGGAGGCUGGUAAAGCAGGAGACUCUGGACAUUGCUCGGAAGGAUAUGAGGAUGAAGAAGAGAGCGGCAAUGAAGAGAUGGAUGAUGAUAAGAGCGCCCAAGAGGAAGAGGAGGAUGCAGCUCCAACCGCAGUGAAAAUGACAGCGAGCGAUAGUGAAGAGGAAACGGAAAAAGAACCGGGGGCUCUGCGGUGGAAAGACUGUCUGCAGCAGAAGGCAUCUGAAGCUUUUCUCCGCCACCAAGAAGCUUUGCCCAAUCUGCGGAAACUGGUUUACGGUUCAGUAGCUGAGGCAAAAGAGGAGAGUGACGAGGAUGAUGAGGAGGAGUUGGGAGGACUCUUUCGCGUUAACAGACCUCAGAAGAGUAGAAGGUUUCAAGCAAAUGCUCUUGAUUGUUCCCAUUUCAAACCUGAUUCCUCCCACAACUGGGAUCUGGAGGAGAUGCUGAACUCCAUUAGGGAUUGCUUUGUAACGGGGAAAUGGGAGGAGGACCAAGAUGCUGCCACCCUCCUGAAGGAGCAUGAUGAGGUGUAUGGAGAUUUUGAAGAUCUGGAAACAGGCGAAGUCCACAAAGGCCAAAUUGGGGCACAGGACAAAGCCGAGAAAAGUGAAAGUGAUGAAGAUGCAGCUGAGGAGACGCCAAAGGAGGUGGAUGAUGCUGAAGUCCAGAAAAACAAGCGUUUGGAUAAAAAACGCAGGCUGAAAGAGAGAUUUGAUGCGGAGUAUGAUGACGGAGAUGCCACUUACUUCGAUGAUCUAAAGGAAGAGCUGCAGAAGCAGGCGGAGCUGAACAGGGCGGAGUUUGAGAAUCUGGAUGAUGAGACAAGAGUGCAGUAUGAAGGUUUCCGGCCAGGAAUGUACGUCAGGUUGGAGAUCUUCGCUCUACCCUGUGAAUUUGUCACAAACUUUGAUCCUCACUACCCCAUCAUUCUCGGUGGUUUGGGCUCCAAUGAGUGGAGCGCCGGAUACCUGCAGAUGAGACUGAAGAAACACCGCUGGUAUAAUCGUAUCUUGAAGACACGAGACCCACUCAUAAUGUCCCUAGGCUGGCGUCGCUUCCAGACCAUCCCCCUUUACCAUAUCGAGGACCACAACGGGCGAUACCGGCUUCUUAAAUACACACCACAGCACAUGCACUGUAGUGCCUCCAUCUGGGGUCCAAUUACACCACAGGGAACAGGAUUCCUGGCUCUGCAAUCGGUAGCAGGAAUUAAAGCCAAUUUCCGUAUUGCAGCAACUGGAGUCAUCUUGGACCUUGAUAAAUCCGUGACUGUUGUAAAGAAGCUCAAACUCAUUGGUUACCCCUACAAAAUCUUUAAGAACACAUGUUUCAUUAAGGGCAUGUUCAAUACAGUGCUGGAGGUGGCCAAAUUUGAGGGGGCCUCUGUGAGAACAGUGUCAGGCAUCAGGGGUCAAAUCAAGAAAGCACUGUCAACCCCACCAGGAUCUUAUAGAGCCACGUUUGAGGACAGGCUGCUUAUGAGCGAUAUUGUGUUCCUGCGCUCCUGGUAUCCGGUGUCUGUUCCACAACUCUACAAUCCUGUUACAUCUCUGCUGCUGCCUGUGGGUCAGAAGGACAGCUGGUCAGGGAUGAGGACCCUGGGGCAGCUCAAACAUGACCUGGGAAUCCGCAACAAAGCAACUACUGACUCUCUGUACAAGCCUGUGGUCCGGACACAAGUGCAUUUCAAUCCCCUAAAAAUCCCCAGAGAGCUACAGAGGGCUCUUCCCUUCAAGAGCAAGCCAAAACAGCAGCAACGCAAAGGAAAGACACCCAGGGACGUCCGGAGGCCCAGCGUGAUCAGAGAACCUCACGAGAGGAAGGUGGCGGCUCUUCUCCGCUCUCUGAGCACAGUUUACAACUACGAGACCAAGAGAGCGCAUACCGCGCAGCAUGCUAAACACAAGGAGUUCCUGCAGCAGAAAGAAAAGGAGGUGGAGGCCAGACUGAAGAGAGAGAAGGAAGCCCGUAAAAAACUCUACCGCGUCAUGGGCCAGAUGGACAAAAAGAAACAAAAGUCAAGUCUUAAGGGGGCACCACGGGAUUAACAACACACCAUGCUUUCACUCAUGAGGCAGACUGAGAUGUUCCAUAGUGGUGUGGCUUGCUACAGUUCAGAAUUUCUGACAGAAUUCUUUUGUGUUGAUUCUAUAAUUGUGUAAAGAUGAUCCGUUUCGCACCUUGUUUUAUUAAAACAAAUACCACUU
This is a messenger RNA of Phycodurus eques (leafy seadragon), 4140 nucleotides long. RefSeq names its product BMS1 ribosome biogenesis factor (gene bms1). Gene Ontology annotation, biological process: ribosome biogenesis; endonucleolytic cleavage of tricistronic rRNA transcript (SSU-rRNA, 5.8S rRNA, LSU-rRNA); maturation of SSU-rRNA from tricistronic rRNA transcript (SSU-rRNA, 5.8S rRNA, LSU-rRNA). The transcript is spliced from 23 exons. Gene Ontology annotation, molecular function: GTP binding; GTPase activity; U3 snoRNA binding. Gene Ontology annotation, cellular component: 90S preribosome; nucleus. Bases 340 to 3981 code for a protein of 1213 amino acids. The record is from RefSeq and is a predicted model, not a curated record. Lineage: Eukaryota; Metazoa; Chordata; Actinopteri; Syngnathiformes; Syngnathidae.